AUGAGUCAACCACCAUAGGCAUCAUAGUAACAAUCCCAAAAAGCAAACACCUUCAACAAAUCAGAAAAAACCAAAGACAUCAGAUUGACCAACAUCCAAGCUGCAAAAGCCGUAUCCGACGCAGUAAGAACCAGUUUGGGACCAAGAGGAAUGGAUAAAAUGAUCUAAGAUGCCAAAGGUCAAGUACUCAUUACAAAUGAUGGAGCCACCAUACUCAAAUAGAUGGAUUUGGUCCAUCCAACUGCAAAAAUGCUAGUUGAAAUUUCUCAUGCUUAAGAUGUCGAGGCUGGAGAUGGCACCACUUCAGUUGUAGUAUUCGCAGGAGCCUUAUUGAAGUCAUGUGAAGUACUCUUAGAGAAGGGAAUACAUCCAACCACUAUUUCAGAGGGAUUCCAAUUUGCCUUAGAAAAUGCAUUAGAAGCUUUGGAUGAAUUGAAAAAACCAGUUGAUCUGGACAAUAAAUAAUAGUUGAUUGAAUGUGUUUAAACUGCACUUUCAUCAAAAGUAGUUUCGUCCAAUAGUACAUAAUUGGCACCACUUGCUGUAGAUGCAGUCUUGAGAAUAGUUGACCCUCUCAAACCAAAUAAUGUUGAUCUUAAAGAUAUCAAAAUCGUUAAAAAGUUGGGAGGCACCAUCGAUGACACUGAAUUAGUUGAAGGAAUUGUAUUCUCUAAUUAAAAAGCAAGUUAAACAGCAGGAGGACCUCAAAAAAUUGAAAAUGCUAAAGUGGCACUGUUGUAAUUUUGUUUAUCUGCACCAAAAACAGAUGUUGAGAAUUCUAUUGCUAUCAAAGAUUAUACAGAAAUGGAUAAAAUAUUGAAGGAAGAAAGAAAAUAUAUUAUUGAUCUAGUAAAAAAGAUAGUAGCAUCAGGUGCAAACGUAUUAUUGAUUCAAAAAAGCAUUUUAAGAGAUGCUGUCAAUGAUCUCUCAUUGCAUUUCUUAGCAAAGAAAGGAAUUAUGGUUGUGAAAGACAUCGAAAGAGAGGAUGUUGAAUUUAUAUCCAAGACCUUAUGUUUAGUACCAGUAGCACAUAUAGAUUAAUUGACUCCUGAAAAAUUAGGAACUGCUGGACUUGUUGAAACUGUUUUCUUGAAUGAUGAAAGCAAAGUGUUGAGAAUUACUGGUGUGCCUGCUUAGUCUAAAGCUUUAACAAUCUUAGUUAGAGGGUCAAACCAACUAGUUUUAGAUGAGGCUGACAGAAGCAUUCAUGAUGCCUUAUGUGUUGUUAGAAGUCUUGUUAAAAGCAAAGGUUUGAUUCCAGGAGGAGGAGCACCAGAAAUCCACCUAUCCUUAAAAUUGACUUAAAAGGCUAAUACAUUAACAGGUGCCAGAUCUAUGUGUGUUCGGGCAUUCGCUGAAGCACUUGAAGUUAUUCCUUAUACUCUUGCAGAAAAUGCAGGAUUGAAUCCAAUCAAUGUAGUUACUGAGUUAAGAAAUAGACAUCUUAAAUCUUAAAAGUUUGCAGGCAUAGGAAUGAAGAAAAAUAACAUAGUGGAUGAUAUUACAACUGAAUAAGUGGUCUAACCUAUUUUAGUAACAAGGAGUGCUUUGAGUUUGGCUACAGAAUGUGUUAGAAUGAUCCUUAAGAUUGAUGAUCUUGUCAUUUCAGCCCGUUGA
Molecule: messenger RNA, 1617 nt
Organism: Paramecium tetraurelia
Lineage: Eukaryota; Ciliophora; Oligohymenophorea; Peniculida; Parameciidae
Exons: 6
Biological process (GO): protein folding
Cellular component (GO): chaperonin-containing T-complex
Molecular function (GO): ATP hydrolysis activity; ATP-dependent protein folding chaperone; ATP binding
Source: RefSeq, a predicted model, not a curated record